AUCUCUAAACUUUUUAUUUUGAAACGAGGGCCAUGAGCAUUUGUGUUAUAAGAAAAUUGUAGAACUGACAUAAAAUAAAUAUCUAUGGCCUCAAAUAAAAUACCUCCUUUGACAUACAAAGUUGUCGCUGAGUGUUCAGUUUCGAAGGCAAGAGCUGGACUUAUGACACUGCGUCAUAGUGUAGUUAACACACCGGUCUUCAUGCCUGUUGGAACCCAAGGAACCCUUAAAGGCAUACUGCCACAACAACUAAUCGAGUUAAAUUGCCAAAUUCUUUUGGGAAAUACUUAUCAUUUGGGUAUGAGGCCGGGCAUUGAGACGCUUAAGAAAGCAGGUGGUUUGCACAAAUUCAUGGGAUGGCCGAGAGCUAUUUUGACAGACUCAGGUGGUUUCCAAAUGGUAUCGUUGCUGCAAUUAGCUGAAAUUGAUGAGCAGGGUGUAAAUUUUCGCUCACCAUUCGACAAUUCCGAAUGCAUGUUAACUCCUGAACAUUCCAUAGAGAUACAAAAUGCAAUUGGUGCCGAUAUUAUGAUGCAAUUGGAUGAUGUCGUCAAAACGACUACCACCGGUCCUAGAGUAGAAGAAGCAAUGCAUCGAACUAUUCGUUGGGUUGAUAGAUGUAUUACAGCUCAUGCCAGAGAUGAUGACCAAAGUUUGUUUCCCAUUGUCCAGGGAGGUCUAGAUCCCGAACUGCGUAGGAAAUGCGUAGCUGGCUUGAUGGAGAGAAAGGUACGUGGCUAUGCAGUUGGAGGGCUUAGCGGUGGAGAGAGCAAGGAUGAAUUUUGGCGAACCGUGCAUACCUGUACAGAUCUAUUGCCAAAAGACAAGCCACGCUAUUUAAUGGGAGUGGGCUUUGCAGCAGACUUGGUAGUAUGUGUGGCCCUAGGCAUCGACAUGUUUGAUUGUGUAUUUCCCACGCGAACUGCGAGAUUUGGCUGUGCUCUGGUGAUGCAUGGACAACUAAAUCUUAAGCAGAAAAAGUACGCAUUAGAUAUGGCUCCUAUCGAUGAGGACUGUGAAUGCAGUACAUGUAAACGAUAUACGAGGUCCUACCUUCAUCACAUAGUAACUGUAGAAAGUGUUUCGUGUAGCCUUCUAAGUGUACAUAACGUAGCGUUUCAACUACGUUUGAUGAGGGCAAUGCGAACUGCUAUCGAACGAGACCAGUUUCCGGAAUUUGUUAAGGAUUUUAUGGAUAAACAUUUUAUUGACGAAACUGUUCCAAAAUGGAUAAGGGAAGCAUUGGCGGCAGUCAAUAUACAUUUACCGGAAAAUUCAAAAGAAAAAGAAGAAUCCACCUCGUCAAAGAGAGUAUCCUCCAUUGGGUCAUAACAAAGGUUUACAUAUUUACCAAGCUGGUGCCGACAAUUGUAAAAAUAGAUGUUUAAGAAAAUAAAAAUCAUUUUACAAAUUUCCA
This is a messenger RNA of Stomoxys calcitrans (stable fly), 1417 nucleotides long. It is a transcript of the gene Tgt, whose product is annotated as queuine tRNA-ribosyltransferase catalytic subunit. Gene Ontology annotation, cellular component: cytosol. Gene Ontology annotation, molecular function: tRNA-guanosine(34) queuine transglycosylase activity. Bases 85 to 1332 code for a protein of 415 amino acids. The record is from RefSeq and is a predicted model, not a curated record. Lineage: Eukaryota; Metazoa; Arthropoda; Insecta; Diptera; Muscidae. The transcript has a single exon.